Molecule: messenger RNA, 3009 nt
Organism: Impatiens glandulifera
Lineage: Eukaryota; Viridiplantae; Streptophyta; Magnoliopsida; Ericales; Balsaminaceae
Product: putative E3 ubiquitin-protein ligase RF298
Exons: 3
Coding region: 199-2802 (867 amino acids)
Source: RefSeq, a predicted model, not a curated record
GGAACCCUCUCUAUUCUUCUUCUUCUUCCUAUCUUCUCUGUUCUUCUCUUUUCGUCUCCAUUCGAUAAAUCAAAAUCUUGAAUCGUUACAGAAUCUAAUAGUCUUUUCGCAUUCCUUUGAUCGGAUAUAAUUCUCGAUUCAGAUUGCAGACCAUCUGAUCAAUUCUGAUUGAUUCUGAUUAAUUAUAAGGGACAUAAUAUGGCUUCAAUGUUGGCCAAGGUGGAUAGCAGUACUCAAGUCUUCUCUAUGAUGUCAAACCAAGAAAAUGGAACAAGGAAUAAGCGAAAAUUUCAGCCUGAUACUUCUUCUGGAGACCUGAAUAAGGCAGUGGCUCCUGUAUCUGAGUGGCCGAGUUAUGAGUUCUCAGCUAACAAAAUGGAGAUAACCCAAAACCAAGGUGGGUAUACCAAUGGAUGUGAUGGGUGUGGCAUUAUUCAUGACCAUUCAGAUGCUUUGAAAUUAAACCUUGGAUCGUUUGAGGUUAGUACAACUACAAACCCACCCAGAGAUGAAAUAGAGGCAUAUGAUGAGCUACAUGGUAUUACUGAUUGGAGUGAUCUUACAGAAUCACAACUCGAAGAGCUUGUCUUGAUUAACCUUGACAGCAUGUUCAAGAGUGCAAUCAAGAAGAUAAUCGCUUUUGGUUACAACAAAGAAGUUUCUACAAAAGCUGUAUUGAGGUCUGGCAUAUACUAUGGAUGUAAAGACACUGUCUCGAAUAUAGUUGAGAAUACUGUAACAUUCCUUCAAAAUGGCCAGGUAAUUGAUCCAACUAGAGAUCACUACUUUGAUUCUUUAGAACAAAUGGAGAAGUAUACAUUGGCUGAACUGGUCUGUAUUAUACGCGAGGUCAAACCUUCCUACAGCAUUGGGAAUGCCUUGUGGUGCUUGUUAAUCUGUGACAUGAAUGUUUCACAGGCUUGUGCAAUGGAUAUUGAAACAUCAAAUAGUUUAGUCACUAAUGUUGAACCAAAUCAAUGUGACUCUACUCCUCCUAUUCAGUCUCAAUUGGGAAGUGAAGUCAUGGGAGUCUCAGAAUGUUCAAAAAAUCCUUCAUUUGUUGGCAAUGUUACUUGUCAGUGUGAGUCUGCCAUGACAUGUUCUUCAACUCCUAUAGUUGAUAAUUCUUAUCCCGGUGUUCUUUCUGCUCCAGACUUUGUAGCACCUAAGAGUUCUUUUGAUGGCAUGGAUAAAUCCUUUGUUUCUGGCGAUACUGCCCCCGGUCAAAAGAUUGCAACUAGUAGUAGAAAAACUUCGGGUAUUUCUAAGAGAGAUCAUAUACUUCGGCAAAAAUCACUUCAUAUGGAAAAAAACAGUCGUACAUAUAGUUCUAAAGGGAGUAGCGGUUCAAGGAAGGCACAUGGUUUUGGAGGUUCGAUUUUGGAUAAGAAAGUGAAGCCUUUGUUAGAUUCUACAUCUCAUAACCUGAAACACGCAUCAUUAAAUGCAAUCAAGACAGUUGGGGUUGAUGCCCUUCAGGAUAACAAACCCCACAACUUAUCUGCAACAUUUAAUAGUCCAGAAGCAGUUAAAGUCGUUUCUACCUCAUAUAGUAGUUCGAAUAUACCAUUGUUUGCACCUUUAACUACUAGCAGCACAACUUCUUUACCAUUAGCCAUUACAGACCUUUCACUUUCAUUACCUAUGGGAAACUAUACACAUGGAAAUGGAAAUUCUGGGUUUCCUAAUGAGCAGAGCAUCAAAAACUGGAUAGAACAUGGCAAGAAGGAUGAGAUGAUUUUUAAGUUGAUUCCAAAAGUCAGGGAACUGCAAAAUCAGCUCCAGGAAUGGACAGAAUGGGCCAAUCAGAAGGUUAUGCAGGUGACUCGUAGGUUGGGUAAAGAUAAAGCAGAGUUCAAAACACUAAGGCAAGAGAAAGAAGAAGUGGAGAGACAUAAGAAAGAGAAGCAAACUUUGGAGGAAAACACAAUGAAGAAGUUCCCUGAAAUGGAGAAAGCAUUAGGAAAAGCUGAUGGACAGGUAGAAAGAGUUAAUGCUACUGUUCGGAGACUUGAAAUUCAAAAUGCAGCUUUGAUGCGGAACAUGGAGGCUGCUAAACUGCAAGCUGCAGACUGUGCUACGAGCUAUAUAGAGUUAUUAAAGAGGGAGAAAACGGCACUGCUGAAAUUUCAAGCACGUGAUAAGCAAAGGACCUUGCUUCAUGAAGAACUUACAACUGAUAAGCACAAGUUGGCUCAACUUCUACGAAAAGUUGAACAAGCUAAAGAAGACCAAGAUAAACAUGAGGCACGAUGGAAACAGGAAGAGCAGACAAAUGAAGAAUUACUCAGCCAUGUCAGUUCAACUAGAAAAGAAAUAGAGGAAGCAAGAAGAUUGUUUAGAUUGAAGGAAGAUGAGAUGAAUUUGAAAAUAGCUAACAAUAUGCAAAAGUACAAAGAAGAGACUGAAGAGCUUGAGAAAGAAAUAUCACAACUGAGGUUGAAGAGUAAUUCAUCAAAAAUAGAAGCUUUAAGAAGGGGCAUAGAUGGAAGUAAGUCAGUAGUUUCCAAGGAACAAUAUGAAAUGGUGGAUUUGUUAUCAUCGGGGAUUGGGAUGAUGCAGUUGUUGGAGGAAGAUGAUCAAGAUCAUGAAGAGGAAUACAGUACUGGAGGUGGUGUGGAAAGGGACAGAGAAUGCGUAAUGUGCCUUUGCGAGGAAAUGGUAGUGGUCUUUCUUCCGUGUGCUCAUCAAGUAGUGUGCGCAACAUGUAAUGAACUCCACAAAAAGCAAGGAAUGAAUGAAUGCCCUUCCUGCAGGAGCCCCAUUCAGCAACGGAUUUCUGUACGUUUUGCUCAUACUUAACCACCAAACACCCUUUAUAUAUAUAUAAUCUUGAUUUUGCUUCUAAGUCUUGCUGCAGUGUGCUAAAAUAAUGCUCUUUUGAUUAACAUGGAUGAAAAGAGGAGUCUUUCAAAUAUACUUCAUGUUGCUUUUCUUCAUUCAAAACAUGGUUGUGUCCAGGUUGUUCUAUAAACUGGUUUUUAAUAAAAAUGAUAUUAUUUUUCUUCU